Argentina anserina (silverweed cinquefoil) is the source of this 532-nucleotide messenger RNA. RefSeq lists its product as uncharacterized. NCBI's taxonomy places the organism in Eukaryota, Viridiplantae, Streptophyta, Magnoliopsida, Rosales, Rosaceae. The coding region runs from base 19 to 402 and encodes 127 amino acids. The record is from RefSeq and is a predicted model, not a curated record. The transcript has 4 exons.
AGAGAGAGAGAGAAGGGGAUGGCAAAGUUCAACGAGGUACAGAAGAAGAAGAGAGCGCAGAGCCAGGAGAAGAAGAGAAGGGUUCACGGCGACCCUGUCAGUGGAAAGCUCCAUCUCAAGCAGCAACCCGUCUCCAUCUCCGGCAAGCGCAAGCGCAAGCUCGAGAAAAAAUGGCGCAGGGACCAGAAAGAUGCUGUGGAGAAGGGACUGAUUACUAUGGAAGAUGUCGAAAUGGCCGCUGCUGAUCUUGAAGAAUCUCAGGGGACGAACAAAGGUUCAAAGAAGUUCUCCAUGAAGAAGAGUGUUAAGCUUAAGCAAGGAAAGCACAAAGGUAAGAAGAAGGGGAAAUCUUCUAAGCCGGAGAGUGUUGCUCAACCUUCAGUCGAUGUAAUGGUAGAGUAGUUUUGUCUAGUUGGCCAAGAAACACGCCACAUUGUACUCGACCUCAUCUACCAUCUAUCUAUUCCAACUGGAAAUGAAUUUUGGGCAGAAAUUUUGCCAUCUAGGUGCAAUAUAUUUUCUACUGUUUAUC